This is a messenger RNA of Capsicum annuum, 1384 nucleotides long. RefSeq lists its product as uncharacterized. Gene Ontology annotation, molecular function: acyltransferase activity, transferring groups other than amino-acyl groups. The record is from RefSeq and is a predicted model, not a curated record. The coding region runs from base 85 to 1170 and encodes 361 amino acids. NCBI's taxonomy places the organism in Eukaryota, Viridiplantae, Streptophyta, Magnoliopsida, Solanales, Solanaceae. The transcript has 2 exons.
UUCUUAUCUUAUAAUCCAUUUUUUCUUUAUCUAUAUAAUGCCCGCUAAUGUCACUCAACUAGCACACAUUCAAUUCUUUUCAACAUGGCAAAUUGUGUCUCCAACUUGCAAAUUGAAGCAGUCCAAACAGUGAUGCCAAACAAGCCAACUGAUCCAAGGCUAUCGCAAAGAGUUUUCAUUAGUGAAAAUCCUGACUCAGGCAAAUUUCAAAGGCGUUUUCACAUGGUGCUUUUCUAUAACAAGGCGUCAGAGACGGAUUCAGGAUGGAUGGUGGCCGGGUGGAUUAGGGAGUCACUAGGAAUGGCACUUGUUGAAAAACCAUUACUUGCUGGUAGACUUAGAAGUAAAGCUGGAGAAAUUAAUAAUGAUAAUGGAGAUCAAUUUGAAAUUGUGUCAAAUGAUUCUGGUGUUAGAAUGAUUGAAGCUAAAAUGCCAAUGGAUUUGGAUGAUUUUCUUCAUCUUAAGGACAAGACAAAUGUUGAAGCUGAGCUUGUCUUUUGGGAUGAUGUUCAUGAACAAAAUCCUCAGUAUUCACCUCUUUUCUAUGUCCAGGUGACAAAUUUCAAGUGUGGGAGAUACUCAAUAGGGAUAAGUUGCAGCCUUUUGAUAGGAGAUCCUUAUGGCAUGACUAGUUUCUUGAAUAGAUGGUCCAAAAUCCACGUCAACAUGGUAUCAGAGGCAGGCGCACCCAAUAUUCCCACAUUUUUCCUACCAAAUCUUAGGAAAAUUGGAUGUUCACCAACUUUAUACUCGACCUCAAACACAAGUAAUUACCAUGUUAAUGACACGUUAAUCUUUAAACUACCCUCCAAGUUCUUGAACUUAAGAGACGACAGUCUUGCAGAAAAAUAUGUUGAAGGGGUAGAACACAAAUUUGGUAAAAAAUUAUCUACAAAAUUGUGUUUGUUUGUUAGAGAAAACUCAGAAGAUGUUAAGGUGGAAACAUUUUCCAGAGAAGGGAUUUCCCCAUUUGGUUCAAUUAAUUAUACUGGAUUAAUUUCAGCUAGUUGGGAUGAUUUGGGAUUAAUUGAUAGCAUAAGGUUUAAUGAAGAAAAUAAGGCUGUUUACUUUUCAUGUUGGAUAAUUAAUCCAGGAAAUGAAGAUCUUGUAUUGAUUACUCCAUCUUUUAAUGGUGAUGGAAAGAAUGUUAUUGUUACUGUGAGAUGCUAAUCUUACCAUAGGGAGUGUUUUACUAUUUUAUUAGAUUACUUGACACGAAUCAGAAUUAGUCGAGCCAGCAGAUAUAUGUAUAUAAGAAAAGAUAUUGUGUGCUUGUUUUUUCUUAGAUUUUUCAUAUUACUCCUAGAUAUGACGUUGUUGUUGUUACUGUAUGAUUUAUCAUGAGCGUGAUUUUAGAAAAUAUAUUGAUUUCUCUUUCAUUUUA